AUGGGCUCUCUCAGAGCGGCCAAUACCAGGUUAUGUCUGGACUUUUUCAAAGAGCUGAGUAAAACAAAAAGAAAUGAAAAUAUCUUCUUCUCCCCAUUAAGUCUCUCAGCUGCCUUUAGGAUGGUCCUCCUUGGUGCCAGAGGCAACACACUCAAACAGAUUGAGAAGAUGGGUUUUCUUUGCUCCAUAAAGGGAACGGUGCUCUCUUGGCUCAUAGUACAGUCUAAUAUAGUUCCUAGGCACCCAAAGGUAUUUCAUUUCAGUGAAAUUUUGAACAGUACAAGCCAAGGAACCAGAUAUCCUUCUGAAAAGUGUGAAGAAGCUGGAGGCAUCCACUCCCAGUUCCAGGCAUUGUUAGCAGCAAUCAGUGAACUCAGCACAGGUUGUUCUCUCAGCAUUGCCAAUAGGCUAUUUGGAGAAAUUACUUAUCAGUUCCUCCAGUAGUACUUGGAUUCCAUAAAGAAAUUCUAUGGAACAGAACUGGAGGCAGUUGAUUUUAAAAAUGCUAAAGAAGAAACCAGAGACAAGAUUAUUCGCACGGAAAAUGAGACAAAAGGUAAAAUCAAAGACCUGUGUCUUGCUGGGUCUGUUAAUCCCUCCACUGUACUUGUGCUCAUCAAUGCUGUAUACUUUAAAGGCAAGUGGGCAGUAGAACUUAGGAAAGAAGACACCAAGGAAACAUAUUUCAGACUGAGCAAGAAUGAGAGAAAGACAGUGCAGAUGAUGUUUCAGGAAAGUUAUUUUAAAUUGGCUGUCAUAGAGGAAUUGUAAAUUAAAGUGCUAGAGCUCCUAUACUUUAAUAAUGAACUAAGCAUGUUCAUUCUCCUUCCUGAAGUUGUCUGUGAGGACUUUACCGGCCUAGAACAGAUAAUACCCUUUCUUUUCUCUAAUUGCAUACGUAAGGGAAUGCAAACAGAGCAAUAUGUUAGCAUUGCUCCAGCAUGCAGAAUGGAGCAGCUCGGUGAAGGUGUGUACCUGCCCCAGUUCAAGAUAGAGGAAAGUUACAUUCUCAACAAAACUCUCCAGGAAAUGGGAAUGAUUAAUGUUUUUGACUGGGGAGAAGCUGAUUUAUUAGGAAUAUCUAGAGAGGAUGUCCUAAUUGUGUCAAAAGCCAUCCACAAAUCAUAUGUAGAAGUUAAUGAAAAGGGCACUGAAGCAGCAGGUGUCACAGUGAUUGUUGCAAUGCCUCUAUGUUACCCAGUUUCUUAUGAGUUCAAAGCUGACCACCUGUUCCUCUUCUUCAUUAGACACAAUUCAACCAAAAAUAUUCUCCUCUUUGGCAGAUAUUCCUCCCCUUAA
Messenger RNA from Struthio camelus australis, 1299 nucleotides. Lineage: Eukaryota; Metazoa; Chordata; Aves; Struthioniformes; Struthionidae. The record is from RefSeq and is a predicted model, not a curated record.